Messenger RNA from Otolemur garnettii (small-eared galago), 2287 nucleotides. It is a transcript of the gene TRIM41, whose product is annotated as tripartite motif containing 41. The record is from RefSeq and is a predicted model, not a curated record. Gene Ontology annotation, cellular component: nuclear body. Lineage: Eukaryota; Metazoa; Chordata; Mammalia; Primates; Galagidae. Gene Ontology annotation, molecular function: zinc ion binding.
CAGGAAGUGAGGUGGGGCGGGGGUUUAUGAGGAGGCCAAGGUAGCGUUAGGGCAGAUUUGCACUCAAGGCCGCCUGAGGGGCCUGGCGGUGGCGCUCAGCUCUGUCCCCUCCCCUCGCAGAGACACGAUUUUCGUUUGGGAGUAGGGAACUCUUGUGUGGAAGAGUGGGUUGUCGGGAGGACGUUCUCUGGCAGCGCUUGAAGCGAGGUGUGGAAAGCCAGGGCUGGGGGUGGGGCCGGGUCGCCAGGGCGUCUGAGAGGGAAGACCCCCCCGCCCCCACCCCCCCACCGCACAUCUACACUGGCUGACUGGACACUAAGAUGGCUGCCGUUGCCAUGACACCCAACCCUGUGCAGACCCUUCAGGAGGAGGCGGUGUGCGCCAUCUGCCUCGAUUACUUCACCGACCCCGUAUCCAUCGGCUGUGGGCACAACUUCUGCCGAGUGUGUGUAACCCAGUUGUGGGGCGGGGAGGAUGAGGAGGACAGGGAAGAGUUAGACCGGGAGGAGGAGGAGGACGGUGAAGAAGAGGAAGUGGAGGCUGUGGGAGCCGGCGGGGGGUGGGACACCCCUAUGCGAGAUGAAGACUACGAGGGCGACAUGGAGGAGGAGGUCGAGGAGGAAGAGGAGGGUGUUUUCUGGACCAGUGGCAUGGGCGGGUCCAAUUGGGACAACAUGGAUUACGUGUGGGAGGAGGAGGACGAGGAAGAAGACCUGGACUACUACUUUGAGGACAUGGAGGAGGACCUGGGGGGAGAGGAUGAAGAGGACGAGGAGGAAGUGCUGGAGGAGGACGAGGAAGAAGAGCUAGACCCCGUCACCCCACUGCCUCCGCCUCCAGCCCCUCGGAGGUGCUUCACCUGCCCGCAGUGCCGAAAGAGCUUUCCUCGGCGGAGCUUCCGCCCCAACUUGCAGCUGGCCAACAUGGUCCAGGUGAUUCGACAGAUGCACCCGACCCCCGGUCGAGGGAGCCGUGUGAAUGAGCAGGGCAUCUGUCCCAAACACCAAGAAGCCCUGAAACUCUUCUGUGAGGUGGACGAAGAGGCCAUCUGUGUGGUGUGUCGGGAGUCUAGGAGCCACAAACAGCACAGCGUGGUGCCUUUGGAGGAAGUGGUGCAGGAGUACAAGGCCAAACUACAGGGCCACGUGGAGCCUCUGAGGAAGCACCUGGAGGCUGUGCAGAAGAUGAAGGCCAAGGAGGAGAGGAGGGUGACAGAGCUGAAGAGCCAGAUGAAAUCAGAGCUGGCAGCUGUGGCUUCAGAGUUUGGGCGUCUGACACGGUUUCUGGCUGAAGAACAGGCAGGGUUGGAGCGGCGCCUCCGAGAAAUGCAUGAAGUCCAGCUGGGGCGUGCAGGUGCGGCAGCCAGCCGGCUUGCAGAGCAGGCUGCCCAGCUGAGCCGCCUGCUGACAGAAGCCCAGGAGCGGAGCCAGCAGGGGGGCCUGCGGUUGCUCCAGGACAUCAAGGAGACUUUCAAUAGGUGUGAAGAGGUACAGCGGCAGCCCCCAGAGGUCUGGUCCCCUGACCCGUGCCAACCCCAUAGCCAUGACUUCCUAACAGAUGCCAUCGUGAGGAAAAUGAGCCGGAUGUUCUGUCAGGCUGCGAGAGUGGACCUGACGUUGGACCCAGACACGGCUCACCCGGCCCUGAUGCUGUCUCCUGACCGCCGGGGGGUCCGCCUAGCAGAGCGGCGGCAAGAGGUUGCUGACCAUCCCAAGCGUUUCUCGGCUGACUGCUGCGUACUGGGGGCCCAGGGCUUCCGCUCUGGCCGGCACUACUGGGAGGAGCCUAAAGAACCCUCCUGGCCUCCAGCUCGGCCUUCUCUCACCUCUGUCUGUCCAACAGACCGGCCAGAAUUUAGCUUCAGUGAGAGAUCUGGAAUGGUCGCCAUGAUCGAAACUACAUACCAUUACAUCACCCAAUAAAUUAUUUUCUCCCCCUUCCCUUUGCCAGCACUUAACCUAGGAGCAAAGAAAGCUCUUUCCAUCUUACACCCCUCCAGGUGUUUUAACUGCCAGGCUCCUUUUCCCCCUUUUAUUCAAAUGGAGUUGGCUUUUCUGUUUCCAGCCGCUCCCCAUGCCUUUAGUUCCAUUUGGCAAGCCCUGAAGGGGAGCCUGGGGACAGGGGUUUGGGUCCCCAGGAGAGCUUGGGCAUAAUCUAUUUUUCUAAUAAUCCCUUGCCUUGUCACUUGUCAGCUUUUGUCCUCUGCUUUGAUGGCUGAGGUAAACUCAUGUUCUUGGGGAAAAGGGAAGGUGGGUUGUGUUGUGGAAUAAAAUGUUUAUUUGCUUCU